Messenger RNA from Lodderomyces parapsilosis, 1263 nucleotides. RefSeq names its product Cac2p (gene CAC2). Gene Ontology annotation, molecular function: protein binding. Gene Ontology annotation, biological process: nucleosome assembly; DNA replication-dependent chromatin assembly. The record is from RefSeq and is a predicted model, not a curated record. Bases 1 to 1263 code for a protein of 420 amino acids. Gene Ontology annotation, cellular component: CAF-1 complex; nucleus. NCBI's taxonomy places the organism in Eukaryota, Fungi, Ascomycota, Pichiomycetes, Serinales, Debaryomycetaceae. The transcript has a single exon.
AUGGAUGCGGUUACGAUAGCUGUACAUUGGCAUGACGAAAAUAAACCCAUAUACUCAUUGGACCUUCAACCAACGACAGCUGAAAACAGAAUACCAAGAUUAGCCACAGGAGGAGGAGACAAUAAUGUACGAAUUUGGAAACUUGUUGACAACUCAGUCGAGUACCUUUCUACAUUGCGAAAACAUACUCAAGCGGUGAAUGUCGUCAGAUUUAAUUCGAAUGGGGAUGUCCUUGCAACUGCUGGAGACGAUGGGUUUGUUUUCUUGUGGACAAAGAGCGAUACCUUGGUUAAAGAAUUGGGUGAUGAAGAAGACGAAGAUAUGAAGGAAAGUUGGCAAUGUGUGGGAAACAUAACAAUUGGCAAUGAAUUGGUUGAUAUAUGCUGGUGCGGAAAUUACUUGGCAGUAGGAUCGAUGGAUAACACUUUGAGGGUCUAUCAUGUUGUUGAGAAUGGGAAGAAGUUAACGGGAAAGCCAGUUCACACGUUGGAAAACAAUGAUCACUUUAUCCAAGGUGUGUCUUUUUCUAAUGAUUAUUUAUUCACACAAUCCGCAGACCGUAGCAUUGUUGCUUACAAACUCGGUGACAAUGGAUCGCUAUCGCUACUUCACAAAUUUCAAAAACUUGGCGGCACUCAAAUGUAUCAAUCGGAAAACCUUCAAUCAUUUUUCCGAAGGCUAUGUUGCUCACCCGAGGGGUCAUUGUUGGUUACUCCUGCUGGUUUGGAUGAAAAUGGAUCAAAUUGUGUCUACAUAUACUCGAUAGCAAAUUUGCAAACUGGACCAGUUAUCAAGAUAAGUGGGUUCAUCAAACCAGCAAUUAUCGUGUCGUUUAAUCCUAAACUAUUUAAGCUGCUAAGUGAAUCACUGGUAUUGCCUUAUAAAUUGAUUUUUGCAAUCGGAACGUUGGACAGUAUAGUGAUUUACUCAACGGAUGACGAGUUCAAACCCUUGGGGCAGGUUUCAAACAUACAUUAUCAAGCUAUAACUGAUCUCGCUUGGGACGAGAACGGUACGAAGUUGCUAGUUAGUUCAAUGGACGGAUUUUGCUCUGUUGUCAACUUCGAAGCCAACACGUUUGGCUCAUUGUACGACGGUCCAUUGGGUGAUAAUUUACAUCGAGAAAAGGUGCCACCCGUGAAGGAACAGCAUCAAGCAAGUUCAACCUCAUCCUCACCACCAAAGAAACAAGCUCCUACGAUAGACACAUUCUUUAAAGAUACAAAGGGCAAAAAACGAAUCACACCCACAUUGAUUCUGUAA